AUGCGACAGCAGAGUGCUGUAUGGAAUAUAGAACUUUUGGUGGACCGACCUAGGAAGCAGAACGACAGACAUAGACCUCCUGUACCUCGAGUCGAAGAGAUAGCUUCAGACAUCUACACACGUCUACCACGCGAGAUUCGUAACCGUGUGUAUGCAUACUGCGUUGAAGGAUCUUACGACAACGAAGUCAUUGUCAGACGCACAGCAAUUGGAAACAACCGACGCUUCACGCACCUCGUCCGACAACCUUGCGGCCAGCACUCUUACCAAUGGGUCGAAGACCAUACCGCCAAAUACCUGAGCGCAGAAGGAUUAGGUGGAGACGUGGCUAGAGAGUUGCUCGAAUGCUACUAUUGGACACGUACAUUCAAGUUUGCACAUCACGAGCUCUGCCUCCUCAAACCGUUCCUUGAAACGGAUGGUUUUGGGCUGGGAAUGAUUCCGGCGCACUAUGCAAGACGUUUACACAUACAGAUACAGCCUCUAACUUUUGCCUUCCUGUUGCCAGACAAGCGUCUCUUUGAAGAACAGAUGUGUCGUAAGACCAUCGAGACCCUCGCUAUCAUCAAGACAGCUAGGACUGAAGUCGUGGUCGAGGUUGAUCUAGCCCAAGGAUCCUUGAGUGAUGGGGAUUAUGAGCGCUUCUCGAAAGAAUCUGCGCAGUUCAUGCUCAAAAUAGAGAGUGUGGUCGAGAUCUUGAGAGAAAGCGGAUUGCGCAUACGUUUGGCGACGAUAUAA
Alternaria alternata is the source of this 738-nucleotide messenger RNA. RefSeq lists its product as hypothetical. The record is from RefSeq and is a predicted model, not a curated record. The transcript has 2 exons. Lineage: Eukaryota; Fungi; Ascomycota; Dothideomycetes; Pleosporales; Pleosporaceae. The coding region runs from base 1 to 738 and encodes 245 amino acids.